Messenger RNA from Musa acuminata subsp. malaccensis (wild Malaysian banana), 2934 nucleotides. RefSeq lists its product as uncharacterized. Gene Ontology annotation, cellular component: Ino80 complex. The record is from RefSeq and is a predicted model, not a curated record. Lineage: Eukaryota; Viridiplantae; Streptophyta; Magnoliopsida; Zingiberales; Musaceae.
ACAUGUCUCCAACACUUGCCAACUGCAGCACACAGUGUGUACCACAAUGCAUUCUUACGGAGUGUUGCAGUAUCUGAUGGAAGCAGCAUGUCCUCUGAAACAUACAAUGAAAGAUUAAAUAUAACAAGAUUCAAGAGUAUAUUUUCACUGCAUAUCAAGAACUUGAAUUCAUCUUUGCACAGCCCAAGUCCUUGAAUUGUGGGAAUCAAGAACAAGAACAAGCGGGCAUCAUACAACCUUGGAAUGAUUGAUACAGAUCAUUGUUCAUAGCUACUUGGUGAUCCUUCAAUUGAAGGCACGUAAGAACGAUUGACUCUGUUUCUUACUGCCAUGUCUGCUAUUAAUUGUUGCAGACCUGUGAAAAGAAUUGGUCACAGGACAAGACAGGGCAAUUGAGAUGUACCAAACUUGUAACUGGGCAACGAGGAAAAGGAACACUAGGAGGACGAAUGGUGCGUGUUCUGUGAACAGUUACAUUAUUAUUCUGUUUCUGGUAAUUCCAUAGCUGUGCACAGACAGAGAAAGAAAGAGAAAAGGGGAAAGAUCUGAGGGCAAUGGAGAGUUCUGUGGAUCAUUUCUUUCUUCAGUUCCUCCUCCACACCCUACCUCGCCAUCGAUCUCCCUUCCAAGAUGGAGAAACUUGUAUCGAUAUGAGGAGAUGAGAGGGCACAGGCAUUUUGUUGCUUGAGUUUAAGUUUUUCUGCACGAAAUUGCAGCCUCUCGAAUGAUAAUUUCAUAUUCUAAUUGCCCUCCUGGUAGCAAUGGGCAUUAUAAAGUUAAGGCCUCAGCGGCCUGGAAAUGAUCAUCAUUUACGGCGAAGCUCUUUCAUCAUUCUGCAAAAUGAGGAUACACAUGAGCUGGAGAAGACUCUUGGUGAUGAUUCCGAUGACUGCGAACUUGGUGAAGUGGGCUAUGAGUAUGUCAUGGUUGGAGGUCAAACAUGUGGUAUUCCUUAUGAGCUUUAUGAACUUCCUGAUCUGAAAGAGAUACUGUCCGUAGAGACUUGGAAUUACUAUUUAACCGAAGAUGAAAGGUUUUCUCUGGCAGCUUUUCUUCCAGAUAUGAGCCAAGAGACAGUUUGGAUUGCAAUAAAAGAACUGCUUACGGAUGUUGAUGUGUUCUUCGGUAGCCCACUCAAGAAGUUCUACAGUGGAUUGAGGGGUGGACUUUAUUCUCCACAGGUUACUCAUUUAAGAGAAGGCAUACACUUCUUACAGAGAAGUGAAUACUAUCAUAGCUUAAGAUCAUACCAUGAGAAUCUGUCUCAGGUGUUUGUAGAGAUGAAAGAGGUAUGGAAUAGAUGUCGACCAACCACCAGUAUCGAAGAAAGAGUUCAAAUUUGGAACAGCAGGAAAGAGAACAAGCCUGUUUUUGUAGUUGAUCUAAAUACAUUUCCAGAUGAAGGUACCUUAAAAAAGGGUGACAGUAAUGACAGAAUUGUUGAAACUGUACCUUUCUCGAAGAAGACUAAGAUGUAUAUGAAUCAAAGUCAUGACUCAAAGGUUCUUGUGAGUGGUCUAGUCUGUAGCACCAAAAGAAAAGCAAAGGGAUUUCUGAAGUUAAAGCCAAUCGUAACGAACUCGGUGCCAAUUCAGAUGAUGCAAGCAUUGCCAGAUAAAUCAGGGAAACCAUCUAUGCGGCUGCCAAAAGGCGUUCUGAAAAUAAAGCCCAGAUAUGAUCCUCUUAGUGAGGAAAAACUAAGACCAAAACCAGAACAAAUUUCUGUGGAUGGUUGGGGUACUCAUGCACACCAGGUCUUACCUCCACAAUUUGCUUUCAAGAGAGACAACCUUAAUCUUAGCAAGAGGUUACCAUUUUCACAUCAGGUAGAUAGAGAUGGAAGAACUUACAGAGACACAGAGGACAAACAAGAUUGGCAAAGAGAUGAGGAUCUAUAUGCAGGUUGUGGAUCAGUUGAUUAUUCUGAGAGUGAGAGAUUCCAAAGGAAGCCAAAGAUGAUAAUAGACUUGAGGCAUGAUGAUGUAGAGAUAUGCAAAGGGUGGUUUCCUUCACAAACUAACCAGAAUUUAAGAAUUUAUCCUCAAGAAGAUGGUCAUAUUAGAGAGUGCCAGGGUAAGAAAAGUAGCUGGAAUAGCUCGAACACUCAGCCAAAUAGAUCAUUUGAAAGUUUGGCAGAUCCAAAGAAAGAAUCUUUUAAACAUGCACUUGAAAAUUAUCAAGAAAGAAAGCCGAGUGCUUUAAUUUCCGAAGCAUGUUUUGGGGUGUCAAACAAUUGUACCCACCAGCAUGAGAUUUUGACAAAAUUCUCUGAUCAUUUGGACCAUCAAUGUAAAGAUAAUGGUGCAGUAAAUGUGGCAGUUUCAGGAGUCAAAGAAGGUCUCAUGCUUCCUAUAACAUACAAGAGGAAAAAGCCUCAGAGAAAGCUCAACCAGGUGAAUUCUCUUAAGCAGCAGCAGCCAAAUGUAGUGAGUUUGGAGUCAGCUGCUCCUAGUGGAAUACUAAAGCCGAAACCAAUGGCCAUUAAGAUUAAGUUCAGUGGUUUGACAGGUUACAAUGCUUAACGAAUAAAAGCUUCUGCUGGAUCGACUGUGACAUGAACAUCAAUCCAGGUAACGCAGCCAGAUGCAGCAAUGAGAAUCUUUGAAAGGCAUAUUAUACAUUGAAGAACAGCAAAUGCUUCAUGAAGCUAUGGGUAUCGUUCGAUGGAACUUGGCGGAUCUGCUACUUCUUGGCUUUCGACUCUGAGCAGCCACUUUGAUGGAUCAUGCCGAAACUAUUUGUUGGAAAUGGUGCUGAACUGACACAGUUUGAGCUAAGAAGAAUCAUCCAGCACAGGUCACAUUUCAUCCCUUUCCCGGGGAUGAUAAACAGGGAGAUGGUUUUUCUUGCUCAGUAGUCACUAGCUUCAUGUGGUCAGACAUUGUCGAUCGAUGUAUGCUAAUGAGUAAUGAAAUUGAUAUUCUUCAUUGCAUA